Messenger RNA from Paraphaeosphaeria sporulosa, 1239 nucleotides. RefSeq lists its product as uncharacterized. The transcript is spliced from 3 exons. The coding region runs from base 178 to 1098 and encodes 306 amino acids. Gene Ontology annotation, cellular component: mitochondrion. The record is from RefSeq and is a predicted model, not a curated record. Gene Ontology annotation, biological process: mitochondrial fission. NCBI's taxonomy places the organism in Eukaryota, Fungi, Ascomycota, Dothideomycetes, Pleosporales, Didymosphaeriaceae.
GGUGAUGUGACGUACUCGCUACCUGGCUAUCAGCCGAGGAGACUCGAGCUUGGCCUUGUUGGGGAUGCUUGUUAGGUAGCUCACCUUGAUUGCAUCUUUCGGCUCGCAACGUACAAGGCAUCACUCAGCAGGUACUCUUCAUCGACAUCCACGUUGCGCUCCAGAGAUAGAGACGCCAUGGCGAACGGCGACAAGAAGCCAGACGAGGUGGACGGCGUCGCGCGGGAACGCCAGGACGCACGCCCUGAUUUCUCGAUUCCACCGCCGCGCAAGAAGCUCCCCAAGGGACUGCAGGCUACACUAGACUCUGACGAGAAGAUGUGGGAGGUUCUGACCGAUGGACGGGCAGAAGACUCGACCGACACCAACGUCCGGUACGCUGCAUAUGCCAGUCGCGUGAGGACUAUUAUGAUGAGCGCGCAUCGAUACGUUGCCUACACCUCAGACAUCGGAGAGAGCUUCCGCCCCGUCGCCCACCCCUACCUCGUCCGCAGCGCCUACGGUAUCUCAUGGCUAUACAUCGCCGGUGACGUCGCGAACGAAGGCUACAAAGCGUACAUGCGGAAUCAGCGCAUACUGAACCCGGAAACAGCCGCCGAGACUGUCCAUGGAAAGAACAUUGUGAAAAAGGCCAAGAGCCUCAAGGACACCAUGACGGACACUGCCAGGGUGAAGGCCGGCGGCUCGAGUGGCGAGGGAAGCAGCUUGACCGGAGGCGAAGUUGUGCCUGGUAGCAUUCCUGCUAUCGAGGACUGGAGGGCUGUCGCCGCGCAGAGAGCAGUGUUCCAGAGCGUGGCUAGUAUGGGACUGCCCGCCCUUACGAUUCAUAGCAUCGUGCGAUACUCUGGUAGAGCGAUGAAGAAUGUGAAGAACGUCAGGUUAAGGACGUGGGGUCCUAUUGGGCUUGGUAUUGCCGCCGUUCCCGCCCUGCCGUAUAUGUUCGACGAGCCGAUCGAGCAUUUGACGGAGCAGAUCUUCUACCAUGCUUUCAAGCUGGUUGGUGGUCCGAAGGCGGUGGAAGGACGACCUGUUACUGGGCAGAAGGAGCUGCGGAAAGCUGAGAGCGGUGUUGGGGACUCUCCGAGACCAGAGUUGUAAUGCUAACAGGCUUGUGCUGUUGUACUUUUAUCGCUAGCCGAAGCUAAUGUUUGUAUCGGAGCUGUACAUAGUGUUGCUCUCGUCUCGAUAGCCUUGUAAUACCACUCUCGAUCACGUUGUCCAAUACCACGAUAAUGCCAC